AUAAGUAACGGGGAAAGGUCGUCAUUAGAGCAAAUGAACUCAAGUCUGCAAAGGUGUGGGGGGGAGGGGCUGGCUGGGUGUGGAACUAAACUGCAUGGGAAGCUAACCUUUGUCAAGUGCACAGAAAUUCUUUGCCUUUGCAACCUGGUUGAAAGAAAAGAACUGCAAUGGCCGAGCCAGAGAACAUACAAGAAUUAAUGGAGCAAUCCGAUCGGUGCUCAAAGGAAAAGAAAUGGAAGGAAGGAGCUGAACUUCUCUCGUCUUAUCACGAUACAGACAACCCACAGUUAUUGUGGAGGAUUGUCAGGGAUCUAUAUCGGACUAGCAAGUACUUCUCGAAGGACGCUGGAGAAGCUGAAGAGCUAGCAAGAAAUGGAUUAGAACUGGCAAAGAAAGCUCUUUCUCUUGACAGCACCAGCUACUUAUGCUAUAAGUGGGCUGGUAUAAUCCUGAGUCACCAUAGUGGACUAGUGGGGCAGAAGGAGAAGAUUGCAAGUGCUGUACAAGUCAGAGAGUACUUCGAGAAAGCCAUUGAACUCAAUCCAAACGAUAUGCCAUCGAAACACCUCCUGGGACGAUGGCACUACAACGUGGCCUCAGUCCCGUGGUACGUGAGGAGUGCAGCCAAGCUGAUAUACAGUAGCCCUCCCACAUCCACCUAUGAGGAGGCGCUGAAGCAUUUUGAGGCUGCAGAGAAGCUGAACAAGCAGGAAUUUGUUGACAACUGGCUAUAUUUGGCCAAGACGUACUACCAACUGAGUGACAAGGUUCAAGCAAAGAAAUGGGCCUCCACUGUUUGUGAAUUCAAAGGAGCUUCCUCACCUGCUAUUGUGGAGGCUAAGACUGAGUGUGAACAUUUGCUAGGAAAACUCUAGUAUCUACGUACAUGUAGUUAAUACACUUUGUUGCAACAUCUCAAUUGUGUGUAAUUGUGCCAAGACAUUGAUUUAUUAUGCUACUGGCUAGAAAGAUAAUGUUUUCACAGUUUG
Molecule: messenger RNA, 989 nt
Organism: Halichondria panicea
Lineage: Eukaryota; Metazoa; Porifera; Demospongiae; Suberitida; Halichondriidae
Product: regulator of microtubule dynamics protein 1-like
Exons: 6
Coding region: 168-875 (235 amino acids)
Cellular component (GO): spindle microtubule; cytoplasm; mitotic spindle pole
Molecular function (GO): microtubule binding
Source: RefSeq, a predicted model, not a curated record